Molecule: messenger RNA, 3516 nt
Organism: Eruca vesicaria subsp. sativa (arugula)
Lineage: Eukaryota; Viridiplantae; Streptophyta; Magnoliopsida; Brassicales; Brassicaceae
Source: the annotation of a GenBank genome assembly
AUGAAGCCCACGACCAAUGGGCUCUCUUCCUCCUUCACGACUCCGAGAUUCCGCGGCCACCUUCCGAUAACCUUCACAUCCUCCAACCACCACCACAAGAGUAAAAAGAAUCUCUCAAACAUCAUCACUCUCUCCCUCCCUUCAGAUGACUCCUCCUCCUCCUCCUCCCCCCGAGUCGUCUCCUCUCGCCGCGCAAUUCUCGUCGCACCACCGCUUCUCGCCGCCGCUAUAUCCUUAUGGCCGUCUGUCUCCUCAGCCGCCGGAGAAAUCUCUUCAAUCGUAACGGAUACUUCUUCUCCAGAACCAGCUACUCCUCCUCCCCCUCCCCCUCCUCCUACUCCUCCUCCGCCGCCUGUGGAGGAGAUAACGUCGAGAAUCUAUGACGCGACGGCGCUAGGUGAGCCGAUGGCUGUCGGGAAAGAUAAGAAGAGAGUGUGGGAGAAGCUACUGAACGCGAGGAUUGUGUACUUAGGUGAGGCGGAGCAGGUGCCUACUAGAGACGAUAAAGACUUGGAGCUUGAGAUCGUGAGGAAUUUAAGGAAGAGAUGUGUUGAGAGUGAGCGUCAGUUAUCUUUAGCGUUGGAAGCGUUCCCUGUUGAUUUGCAGGAGCAGUUGAAUCAAUACAUGGAUAAGAGGAUGGACGGAGAAGCAUUGAAAUCUUAUGUGUCACAUUGGCCAGCUCAACGUUGGCAAGAGUACGAGCCUCUCUUAACUUACUGUCGUGAUAACGCAGUUAAACUCAUCGCUUGUGGCACUCCUCUCAAGGUUUUAAGAACUGUCCAAGCUGAAGGUAUCCGUGGUCUUUCAGAAUCUGAGCGGAAACUAUACACUCCUCCUGCUGGUUCCGGAUUCAUCUCAGGGUUUACUCCCUUCUCACGUAACUCUUCACUCAACAUGAACCCCCUCACACAGAUUGUUCCAUUUGGACCUAGCUCUUAUCUCUCUGCGCAAGCUAGAGUCGUUGAAGACCAUACAAUGUCACAAGUUAUCUUACAAGCAGUUGCGGAUGAAGGCGGGGCUGGUCUGCUUUUAGUGGUGACAGGGGCAAACCAUGUUGAGUAUGGUUCAAGAGGAACAGGUUUGCCUGCUAGAGUUUCAAGGAAGAUUCCUAAGAAGAGUCAACUUGUUGUGUUACUUGAUCCUGAAAGACAGUUUUUGAGGAAAGAAGGUGAAUCUCCUGUUGCUGAUUUCUUGUGGUAUUCUGCUGCUAGACCAUGCAGCAGAAACUGCUUUGAUAGGGCAGAGAUUGCGAGGGUUAUGAAUGCAGCUGGUAGGAGCCGUGAUGCUCUUCCUCAGGACAUUCAAAAAGGAUUAGACCUUGGUCUGGUGUCACCUGAGAUUCUACAGAACUUCUUUGAUCUUGAGCAAUAUCCUCUUAUUGCAGAGCUUACACAAAGGUUCCAGGGUUUCCGAGAAAGGCUAUUAGCAGACCCCAAGUUCCUAAACAGACUAGCCAUCGAAGAAGCCAUAUCAAUAACAACAACACUAGUAGCACAAUACGAGAAGCGGAAAGAAAACUUCUUCGAGGAGCUAGACUACGUUAUAACCGAUAGCGUAAGAGCAUCAGUUGUUGAUUUCUUCACAGUUUGGCUUCCUGCACCAACCUUGUCAUUUCUCUCAUACGCUGAUGAGACAGCUAGACCAAACAGCAUAGACGCACUAAGAGGCCUCCUAGGAUCUAUACCUGACAAUGCGUUUCAGAAAAGUCUUGGUGGAAAAGACUGGACUCUGAAUCUUAGGAUUGCUUCGGUUAUUGUCGGUGGCUUGAAGCUUGCUGGUGUUGGUGUUGUUUCCAGUUUUGCAGCUGUGGGAUCUUCAAAUGCUUUGUAUGCGAUAAGGAAGUUUAUUAAACCAGAGUUGGCUGUUUCUGAGCAAACAAAGAGGUCUCCUAUGUUGAAGACGGCUGUUGUAUAUGGAGGUUAUCUUGGAACAUCUUCAAAUAUUCGUUAUCAGAUAAUUGCUGGUCUAAUAGAACAUCGAAUCUCUGAUGAGCUUUCUUCUCAGCCAUUACUUGUAAACAUGAUUUCAUUUGUUGUCAGAGUAGCUAACUCCUACUAUGGAACUCAGCAAUGGAUUGAUCUUGCACGCACUACGGGUCUGCAACCUCAGAAAAGUGUCACGGCUUCAAAUCAGAUCCCAGAGGCUUUGAGCCAACCUACAGUGGAGAUUGUGGAUUAUAGUACUACUACUACUACUACGGAAGAGGCAACUAUGGAUGAUCUCAAGAAUCAAUGAUAUUUUGUAUGGCUAUUUCUACUAGGUAUCAAACUGGUAAAUGUGUAUAAAAAAGCUUUUGACCGUCUUGGGAGGGAAAUAUAUACUACUCAUUUUGAGCUGUAUUUUUGUAACUUAGCUUCUGUGAAAUAAUGGUUCAUUAAUGAAUAUACUUUCUUCAAACAAGUCAUGUUGAUUUGCCAUCACUGCUCAAACAACAUAAACUAUAUGAUUAUUGUGAAGCACUAUUAUUAAAAAUGUUGAGAUCCAAGCCAGAACCACUCCAUUUCAUGUCAGCAAUGUCUUCAAGCUCCUUCAUCAUCUCUUGUGUAAGAUGAUUCUUCCAAUCUCCAACCACACCUUUCCUAAAGAACAUAUCAUACUUAGUUCCACUCCAGUGAACACCUUCACCUCUUUCUUUACUUGCAUUCCUCAGAUUCUCGAAGCUACACUCUUCCACCACCUUUUCCACCAUCGUCUCACACCCCAAGAAGUCUGCGAUCCUCUUCACGUUUUCUUCUGGUUUUCCUUUCAGAUCUUCGUAAGUGACGAACAACACACGGUCUUGGUCUCUUGCUUCCCAAAACUCAAGGACGUGGUCGAAGUAAGGACCGGCAGGGACAAGACCUUUGCAGAAGUCAUCAAAGGCUUCUUGGAUGGAGAUCUCUGUCCCGAACUUGUUGUUGUAGAGAUGCCAUAGAGAGACAAAAGUGUCUGCUGGGUGACGAGUUAUGUAAAUGACUUUGGACCCUGAGGUCUUCAGAGUGUCCGGUAAAAACGAAAGAGGGAGAUGAGUGUUGAAAACUCUAGGAGAAGUGAUCUUUGUUAUGUCCUUUGAUGGGGUUUCACCGAACAACUCGAUCUCCAAAAAGGGCACGAGUUCGUGAGGGUUGAGGUUAUCCAUAUGGUCAUGGUUGUUGUGUAUGGUUGAGCUGUGUCUGAGAAUGGAGGAGGUUAGAGCUUUGAGCCAAGUGGUGCCGGUUUUAGGGAAAGAAGCGAGGAUUAUGUCGGAAGGAAGAGGUGUGUAGUGUGCUCUUAUGGCUUCAGUAGCAGUGAUGAACUCUGGUUUGAACCAGAAGCCUUUGUGUCUGAUGCGUUGACCAUCGACCCACCACUUGGCUUGCGGUGGUGGUGGUGGUGAGAUUACGUCUUCAUGUUGUUGUGGAGUGUCCAUAGAGAGAGUGAGAGAUGUGUUUUUUGGGAUCUGAGGUUUAGUAAGUCAUGACUCAUGAGAAACACGUAGCAUGAGUUUCUGCCUAUAACGGCACCAAAAUGCACCGUUCUGAUGUAGAUCAGAUCUAA